Messenger RNA from Nelumbo nucifera (sacred lotus), 1948 nucleotides. RefSeq names its product (-)-germacrene D synthase-like. Gene Ontology annotation, biological process: diterpenoid biosynthetic process. Gene Ontology annotation, molecular function: magnesium ion binding; terpene synthase activity. The record is from RefSeq and is a predicted model, not a curated record. Lineage: Eukaryota; Viridiplantae; Streptophyta; Magnoliopsida; Proteales; Nelumbonaceae.
AGCACAUCUGUUUGGUUGUAUCAACAUGUCUUCCCAAAUUUCAUCAUGCCCCCCCACCCAGCAUUCUUCUUCGGAAGCCGAAAAAACAGAGCUCAUUCGUCACACCACCAAUUUCCACCCAAGCAUUUGGGGAGAUCGUUUCAUUACUUACACUUGUGAUAACAUGAAACUUGAGUCUUACAAUCAACAAGUUGAAGAGCUAAAAGAAGAAGUGAGGAGCAUUUUAAGGAAUUCUGCCAAUAAACCAUUGGAAAUGUUGAGUUUGAUUGACGCAGUCCAACGUCUUGGCUUGGGGUAUCAUUUUGAGAGAGAGAUAAACAAGAUGCUAGAACAGAUAUUCGAUGCCCACAUUGUCUACUUUAAUGAUAUGGAUGAUAAUCUCAAUGCUGUUGCCCUUCUGUUUCGAUUACUCAGGCAACAUGGUUAUAACAUACCAUGUGAUGUGUUCAAGAAAUUCAAAGAUGAAGAUGGAAAGCUUAGAGAGAGCUUGGCUAGAGAUAUACAAGGUAUGCUGAGUUUGUAUGAAGCUGCAUACCUUGGGAAACGUGGAGAAGAAGUUCUAGAUGAAGCCCUUGCUUUUACCACUGCUCAUCUCAAGUCGACUGUGGCUACGGAUACAACUUCCCCUACUCUUGUAAAACAAGUGAAGCAUGCCCUAGAGCAGCCUCUCCACAGGGGAAUACCUAAGAUAGAGGCACGACAUUACAUCUCUUUCUACGAAGAAGACAAAUCACGAAAUCAAGUUCUGCUCAAGCUUGCUAAGUUAGAUUUCAACAGAACACAGUUGUUAUAUCUCAACGAGCUAAGCCAAGUAUCAAGGUGGUGGAAGAAUAUAGAUUUUACAUCAAAGACACCUUAUGCAAGAGACAGACUGGCAGAGUGCUAUUUUUGGUCAGCUGGAGCUCUUCCUGAACCCCAAUACUCUCUUGGACGAAAGACUCUCGCCAAAAUAGUUGCCAUCAAUACAAUUUUAGACGAUACUUACGAUGCAUAUGGUACCUUUGAAGAACUCCAGCUCCUUACGGAUGCAAUCCGAAGGUGGGAUGCCAAUGAAACUGAUAAGCUACCGGAAUACAUGAAAGUGAUAUAUGUUACACUCUUAGAUAUUUACAAUGAAAUUGAAGAAGAGAUGAGAAAGGAAGGAAGAUGUUUUUGUGUCUCUUAUGCAAAAGAAGCGAUGAAGGAUUUGAUUGAAGCCUACCAAAUUGAAGCCACAUGGUUGAAAGAAGGGCAUAUUCCUACAUUUGAAGAGUUUAGCAAGCUUGGCCUAAUUACCAGUACAUACAUUAUGAUGACAAAUGUAAUCUUCGCAUGCAUGGGAGAAAUGGCAACAAAAGAGGUGUUUGAUUGGCUAUCAAAGACACCUGAUGCUGUUAAGAGUUCAUGUAUCAUCGGUCGAUUCUCGGAUGACAUCAUGACUAACGAGUUUGAGCAAGAGAGAGGGCAUGUCUGCUCUGCCAUUGAAUGUUAUAUGAAGCAGUAUGGUGUGUCAAGGGAAGAGGCAAACAAUGAGUUACGUAAGAUUGUCACAAAGGCAUGGAAGGUUUUGAACGAGGAAUGUAUCACACCGACUGCCGCACCAAUGCCUCUGCUAAUCCCAGUUGUCAACCUUGCACGCCUUAUAGAAGUCGUCUACAAGCAUGGAGAUGCCUUCACCAACGUCACUACAGGGUUGAAAACUCACAUCAAACUUUUGCUCAUUGAUCCCAUCACAAUCUGAUCAAACCCGGCCCCACGUGCUACAUACAUAUGUACUAUUCAUGAAUUAGUUACUUAAUACAUAUAUUCCCACAAAAUUAAAAUAAAGUUACAUCAUAAGUGGACAGUGAAAGUGUUACUGUAUCAGAAUCACAUUUUCUAUGAUCGAGGUCAUGCAUCAAGUGUUGUAUUUAAUGUUUUAAUUACUUGAAAAUUAAAUUCGAACAUGUUUCAGUGGAGUUUAUUUUAA